AUGAUGUACAGAGUCGUUUUAACCAUUACUCACUUCCUCUUCAUCCGUGUCUGCAUUACACGUGGCAGUAAACCAGAAGGACAUCCAGAUGAAUUGAUUCUUCUCGGGUUCUAUGAUGCUGUAAUCCGUGCCUACAAGUCCACUCGGUCGUCUCAUGCUAAAUUGCUUGUGCGCGAUUCCCUAUUGCUAAUGAAUGAAGUGCUACCGGAUGUGAGUGAGUCUGCCCUAUCCCGGUGGCUACAGGACAAACUGAAGUUGAAACACUCCCGGAUCCGAGGGCGGGUUGAUGUGAACACCUACGACCGACCUGAAUGUCGUGAACCGACUCGCUUAUCCGACUGGGUGGAAAUCCAUACACAUGCACAAACAUGCCAACAAGGAGUGCAAAUCGCUCGAAGUCUGCAUCAAUUUUACCCCAAUAUCACUGCGCGUUUGGCCGUGACAGAAACUUGCAACUCGACAACCAUUUCAAAAGAUCUUUCCAAACAAAUUUACUGGUAUUUCAAGCAACCCGAUAAAGCUUUUCUGUGGCUUCGUCUCGCUAAACUCUCGCAAAGACGAUACAUUUUAGUUGGGCGUGAUUUGGAUUAUUUGACCAAAGAUAGCGAUUUGAAACGCUUGUUAAACAUAAUAUGCACCGAUCAGGCGGAUAUUGUAGGUGGAGCGGUACGUUGGGAGCCUGAAAGACACUGGGAUCUAGGUUGUUAUCAGACAUCUCUGCGCAAUUUCACAUUCCGUAUGCAACCGGGUUACGAACUAUCAACGGACUCAUGCGCUUAUUGCGAUCACCUGAUCUCCCCGUUCCUCGUUUCUCGUCUCCUGUUCAUUCGCGGAAUGCGUUACUCGUCUCUGCCCGGUCCGAUCGCUUUCGUUGAUCUGUUUGCUCGUUUGACUCAUAGUGGGCUGGAUGUGGUGGAACAACCGCGGGCAGUGGCCUGCACGGAUGUGCUGUUUCACUUGCGUUCGCCCGAGCACAAACUGGAUCAGUUCGAAAGAGAACAGUGGUCCAUGUUGGUUCAUAAGUGGAAAUUAAAUAGAAUUCAACUUUCCCUGCUGGUCGAUCACAAAUGGGAUUGCCAGGAGGCCGGAAUACAAUGCGACACAUUCGUACGAUCUGGACUGUUAAUGCCUCCGUGUUGUUUACGGGAACAAAAUCGGUGUUUCAAAGGAUUUCUCAAAUUGUGUUCCUCUUUGGCGGUCAAAACGCGUAUGCAUGGAGACUAUUUGACGGGGAUGUUCAACCCCUUAGCUGGAGAUAGCCCAUGGCAAUCAGCUUUGGAAAUUCAAUGGAAUCACCCGGAGUAUGAGGUCAUUAUGAAAAAUAUUACUGAUCCGUUAUACACGAAAUACGGUUGUCAAUUAUCGGAAGUGAGUAAAUAUGACAGUGGUCAGUUGAUAUUAAGUUCGAAGAAUUGGCAAUGGACAACACGAGGUGAACUGCUGAUCACCAACCAAUCCAAUCGCAUGAAUUCGACCACUUUAACUAGACCUACUUUGGUCAAUGUGAAUGGAUUUUGGACAGAAACACAUUUCAAUCCCGGACUGGUCAUGUCUCGUUCACUGUUCAUGACUUUAGAAUAUGCGUCUUCGGAGAUUGAAGACAAUUUUUGGAAUACCGGAAUGGAACUGAUUCCGGUACCGUUCUGUGCGGCACAUCAGUUACGUGCUAAUUGUUUGAGUGGGAAUUUCCUCCCAUUAGGCAAUUUGCAAUAUCAAGAGUCGGAAUAUUGCAUGCAACAUUUGUAUAUGUGA
This is a messenger RNA of Echinostoma caproni, 1752 nucleotides long. The record is from the annotation of a GenBank genome assembly. Lineage: Eukaryota; Metazoa; Platyhelminthes; Trematoda; Plagiorchiida; Echinostomatidae.